Molecule: messenger RNA, 1560 nt
Organism: Asparagus officinalis (garden asparagus)
Lineage: Eukaryota; Viridiplantae; Streptophyta; Magnoliopsida; Asparagales; Asparagaceae
Product: WD repeat-containing protein 53
Molecular function (GO): protein binding
Source: RefSeq, a predicted model, not a curated record
AAACGCCCUCUGAAAUCAGAAAGCGCGAUAAAUUCACCAGUGAGCAAAAAAGAGGGAAGAAGAGAAUGAAACCUCGGCGACUUAAAGGGCACAACGCGGCGGCCACCUGCUGCAUCGCCGCCGCUUCGCCCCCGGGCGUUCGUGGCUCCGCCCCGCAGGACGCCUGCAUGUGCUGGUUGGAUCUCCGAUGCAAAGAUGUCAUCUUUUACCAUCGGACGCGCCAAAGAACAGUCUCCUCUCUCUGUUCAAAGCUAGGGAAUGAAGAUGUUGUGUAUGCAUCGUCAGGGACGCAAAUUUCUUGUAUUGAUGUUCAUAUGGCAUCAUCUACCUGGAAACCAUUGGAAACCUACAGUUAUAACAAAGAGGAGAUUAACCAGAUUGCUUUCAGUCCAAACUCAUACUUUCUUGCAGCUGCUGACGAUAGUGGUGAUGUUAAGAUUAUUGAUACACGCCAGCAAUGUUUGUACAAAACAUUAAGAGGAGUCCAUUCAAGUAUUUGCAGCAGUGUGCAGUUUCUUUCUUGGAAAUCAUGGUCAGCUAUUACUGGCGGUCUUGACUCCAAGCUUGCCAUGUGGGACUUCUCGAGAGGGAGGGCAUACAAGGUUAAGGAUUAUGGUAAUAUAUGCUAUAUAUUUAAUAACGUUGGACAAUGUUUCAACCCUGCUUUUGUUCACUCAAUAGCAGUUCCCGAAAUUGAUGUACAGGCUGCAUUGAGCAAGGUGUGCGCAGUUGCAAGGGGUGAUGGUGUUGUUGAUGUGAUUCAACUAGAAUCUGAGCCUGUCUCUUCAUCAAAAACUUCUGUUCAUCAUAAUAAUAAGUCUCAGUUGCGUUCUAAAGAUGGUAAGAAAAAGAUUAAAGAUGAUAAUGAGAUGGAUCAAAGUCUAGGGCAAAGAGUACAACUUGAUUAUGCUCUUGGAGGACACACGGCUGCUGUAUCCUGUGUCUCCUUUUCGCUGUUUGGUGAGAAAGGGAGGUUUCUCAUUUCAGGUGGAAAUGACGCCUCAGUGAAGCUAUGGGACUGGUCGAAACAUUUCAAAAGUGGAGAAGCCAAUUCCAAUGAUGAAACAGUUUUGAGUAUGAACGUGAACAAAAAGGUCAAUUGGCUGUGCACCACUCCAUCUGAUUCUGAAAAUCUUAUUUUAUGUGACACCUCAAAAGUAUUGAAAGUUUAUACGGUGCCAUAGAAUGAUAGAUGGGCCAACUGAAUGAAUGUCUAUAAUGAAGAGGGAAAACGAUAUAAGCUUCAAGGGUCCAAACAAAGCUACUGAUAGUAGGAAAGAUCUGCAUAUUAUUUCACAAAGGCAAAAUGGAUCAACAUGUUUAUUCAGCCUCAAUGCAGAUAACUUCUCGUCAGGAACUUCUACUCUCAAAAGUGACAUUUACUGGUUUUGCUUCAGAGGGUCAUCGUUUGUCUUUAAUCUCAUGUAAAAUGGAAUAGUUGUAUUCUGCUUAUAUGACGAUUCAAGAUGUUAAAUUAUUCACAGUUACAUGAAAAUUUCCAAGUAAAGAAAUAGCACCAUGAAUAUUUGUAAGUCAUCAUCUAAACGUUAACUUCGAGUC